Molecule: messenger RNA, 4305 nt
Organism: Tupaia belangeri chinensis (Chinese tree shrew)
Lineage: Eukaryota; Metazoa; Chordata; Mammalia; Scandentia; Tupaiidae
Gene: SNX8
Product: sorting nexin 8
Exons: 11
Coding region: 1-1332 (443 amino acids)
Biological process (GO): intracellular protein transport; early endosome to Golgi transport
Cellular component (GO): early endosome membrane
Molecular function (GO): phosphatidylinositol binding
Source: RefSeq, a predicted model, not a curated record
AUGAGCGUGGCUGUUUUUAAUUGGGUGGUGGUCUUUCCUCCUGCAGAGUUGCCAACGCACCAGGUCAUUGAGUGGAGGGACCCAGACCCCAAUCGAAUGCAGAUGCCACAGGGGAACCCGCUGCUGCUGUCCUACACUCUGCAGGAGCUGCUAGCCAGGGACUCUGUGCAGGUGGAGCUCAUCCCAGAGAAGAAGGGCCUCUUCCUGAAGCAUGUGGAAUAUGAGGUUUCCAGCCAGCGCUUCAAGUCCUCUGUGUAUAGACGGUACAAUGACUUUGUGGUCUUCCACGAAAUGCUGCUUCACAAGUUCCCGUAUCGCAUGGUGCCAGCCCUUCCACCCAAGAGAGUGCUGGGAGCUGACAGGGAAUUCAUUGAGGCCAGGAGGAGAGCUCUGAAACGCUUCAUUAACCUGGUGGCCCGGCACCCCCCGUUCUCCGAGGAUGUCAUCCUUAAGCUGUUCCUUUCGUUCAGUGGCUCAGAUGUGCAGAACAAGCUAAAGGAAUCAGCUCAGUGUGUUGGAGAUGAAUUCAUGAAUUGUAAACUGGCUACCAGGGCCAAGGACUUUCUCCCAGCUGACAUCCAGACUCAGUUUGCCAUGAGCCGGGAACUGAUUAGAAAUAUCUACAAUAGCUUUUACAAGCUUCGUGACAGAGCUGAGCGGAUCGCGUCGAGGGCCAUAGACAAUGCUGCUGACCUUCUCAUAUUUGGGAAGGAGCUAAGUGCUUUAGGGUCUGACACGACUCCACUGCCCUCUUGGGCCACACUCCACAGUAGCACAUGGAGUUCUCUCAAGCAGGCUUUGAAAGGCCUAUCUGUGGAAUUCGCACUGCUUGCCGACAAGGCUGCACGACAAGGUAAACAGGAAGAGAAUGAUGUGGUGGAGAAACUGAACCUUUUCUUGGAUUUGCUCCAGUCCUAUAAAGACCUGUGCGAGCGGCAUGAGAAGGGCGUGCUACAUAAGCACCAGCGGGCCCUGCACAAGUACAGCCUGAUGAGGAGGCAGAUGAGUGCUGCCGUGCAGAGCCGGGAGCCCGAGUCUGUGGAGCAGCUAGAGUCUCGCAUCGUGGAGCAAGAGAAUGCAAUCCAGACGAUGGAGCUUCGGAACUACUUUUCCCUGUACUGCCUACACCAGGAGACACAGCUCAUCCAUGUCUACUUGCCCCUCACCUCCCACAUCCUUGGGGCCUUCGUUAACUCCCAGAUCCAAGGACACAAGGAGAUGAGCAAGGUGUGGAAUGACCUGAAGCCCAAGUUAAGCUGCCUCUUUGCCGGACCACACAGUGUGCUCACUCCACCGCAGUCCCCACAGGAGGACGGCGUGUGUCCUCACUAGUGCCUGAGGCCUGAGGUGGGAGCUCUCUCCAGCCUCACUAAAACGGACUCUCCACAUGCCAUGUCCCUGGUCGAUUCCCUUCCAAUGGCAGAUGCCCCAGCCCAUGGUGCUUCUGGCUGGGGCUAAAACCAAGGAGCUCGCUCUUGUCUGGGCUCAGCUGGUGGUCAUGGCUUCUCCUUCCCCUUGCUGCUCUGAGGUGUCUGAGUAGGGGGGCAUCUUAAAGCAAGGGGUCUGCUGUCCUGUUUGUUCUCCAGCUGGUCCUCUCUUUCCACCCUCUCCCCCCACCUACCCUCUCACCUUCUUCCUGCUCGGUUCCUUUCUGUGGCCUGUUGGCCUGGUGGUGAGAGGUCAGGAUCCUCUGAAAGGGUUUUCCUCUGAUGUCCAGAGUGGGAGAGGCAAGGAUCAUUUCCACUGAGCAGAUAACACCUGGGGAAGUGAGGGAAGAGAGGGACUCAUGGGCUGAGUGUGAAGAGCAGGGAAGAGGGAGGGCAGGACCAUUCCUGCACCCAGGCCUGGUGCCAUGGCUCGAGGGGAUGGUUUCUGACAGCAAGAGCUUGGAUCAUUAACCAGUGCUGGUGGACACUCCUGGGCAGGGAGUGUCACUGUCUGGGUGUGUGUGCAGUGGCAGGAUGGAGGGGGCAGGUAAGAGUGCUGCUAAAGCAGAGGGUUGCUGGGUGUGUAGACAGUGUUAGUUUUCCAGGGACAUGCUCCAGUGCACUCAGAACCCUGGUCUGCGGCUGACCUCUGCGGUCGUGUUCCCACGCCCCUCCUCCCAGACACACACACACAUGACCCCAUGUAUGCCUGUGGCCUGAGGUGUGGAAGACAAAGGUGGGAUCAGGGUAUCUGGAGGUGAUGUGAAUGGAGGUAUUUCCUGUCCGAGGGCUGGAAACUGCUGUUCUUUUCCUUGCGUGGACUCCUUGCUUUUUUUUUUGGUUUUGGGUGGUCAGUGUUGGAGUCCACACCAUGUGGCCCUGAGGCUGAAAGAGCCACGCAAAGAUGAGGUAUGGGCAGUGGACAAGUAUGGGAGUAUGGGGCAUGUGUUCCUUCACAGCAGGGGCUUUAUCAGAAGGAAUCUGUUGCUGUUACCUUCUUAUAAAUAUAUCCUCUUUUGGGUGACUAGAGCCCCUUCCCCAGUCUCCCUCCCUGCACUUGUGGCCAGCUGGCAGCUGCCUUUUGGACCAUGUCCCUCCUUGGGAUGAAGACAGAGGUGUCUUCCAGUUCUGUGGAGUUAGAAUGUCCACUUAAGGUCUGGGUAUACUUCUCUGAGUCCCUCCCAUGCUCAAGAAGAGCUUUUCCCAGGGCUGAGAACCAGACUGUCCUCCUUGGCCUUCCUGGGAACCUGUUGUCCUACCUGACCUGGGAGAUGCUGGAAGAGGUUCUAACGGGAAAUUCCUCCUUUUAAGGGAAACCUAUCUACUCCCUGGGGGUCUUUUCUGAAGCUGAUAGAGGAUUCUAACUUCCCAUUGUGUGCCUAACAGCAACAUGUAGGUCCCAGGAUAGAGAGGGGGACACCAGGCCGCCUUGUGUGCCUGUCAGGUGGGUCUUCCUCGAGAAGCUGAUCCACAUAGACAGCAGAGGAGAGUCAGGGUUUUGGGGUCUGGCAGAUAGCUGCGUCAGGCCCCUUGUGUGUUGGUUGCAUGGUUCUGCUUACGCCUUCCUGAAUCUGGGCUUCCUGGCCAGGUAAGAGGGCAGUUUCCUUCAGAACCUGGCAGGAGGCUGGAUGAUGUGGAGGGGUGCUGGCCCAUGUUUCUCAGCCAGUGGCCACUUUUGCCUUGUGGUCUUCCUCGGUAGAAAAGAGGGAAGUCAUAACUGCUGUGUGUGGGCCGCUCCCUCUCAACACCAUGACAUACCUGAGCCAUAAAGCAUGAGCCCCAUUAGGACAGGCUACCAGGUUUCUCCUGCCCAUCCGCACUGGCCCUCCUGAGGCUCAGAAACCCCUUGGACUGCAGCAUAGUGCUGCUUGCCUGUUUGGCCCUGAGACAGGAGGUGGUGGGAGAACUGUGGUGGGCAGCGAGGGUGUGGCCUGUGGGCUCUUCAGACAGGCCAAGGAGAAUCCUACCACCAAAGACUCAAACUUUCUGGAAAGAACUUUAUGGGUAGGGACUUUCAGGUGGGUUAGUGUAAGUUAUGAGAUGACAGCCCCAGUGGCUUCUCCCUGGGGUGGGGACUGUUCGGUAGCCAGGGUUUCAAGAUCUUUGGGCUGUUUCUAAUGCUGAGGGCAGGAUGAGAGAAGUAUCCUCUGGCUUCAGGAAGAAGAGGGUUCAGGUUUGUUGAGAAGGAAGCAUCCUUCCUUUAUAAUCCAUCUUCUCCCAUCACAGGUGCUAAUAAAACUCUUUGCUGGGGAGGGGAAGGGCAGAAAAGGGAGCUGGGGACAGCAACAGCCCCUUUUUCUUUUUACAUGGUCACUUCUGGACCUGGCUGUGGUGUAGAUUUCUAGGCUCUCGCUGGUGUUUUCUGCAGGAGUGAUGAGGCAGCUCCCAGCUCCAGGCUAGAGACCUUGGCAUCCUUCUGCCCAAACCUGUGCCACAGCCUUGCCUGGCCUGGUGGGGGAGGACAGCCCCCCAGCCUAGUCCUACGAGAUGCUCUUCAGAGCCCUGUGCUCUGACUGAGGGAGGCCUCAGUGGGAGGUCAGCUGUAGCCUGAGCUCAGUUCAGCAUGGUCUGGAGGAGGGUGACUUUGUAGAUCAGGGGGAAGGUGUAUAUUUUCUUUGGCCCUCCUUGCCAUACUCAGCUUACUCCAUGGUAACACUGGUGCCCCUCAGGAGUGGGACCAAGAUGUAUAGGAAGGAAGACCAUUUAGGGAGUAUGGUAUAGGAUGGCUGGGGCUCUGUGCUGUCUCAAGUCAGGAUGGUUCUCUGUAUUUGGGGCCUUUUCUCUUGCUUUGCGUGUCAGUUUAUAUAUGAAGCACUUUAUUAGGCUGGGAAUCAAUUACUACUACUACAUCCAAUAAACUGGAAUUGUUUACAAAUGA